Penicillium vulpinum is the source of this 561-nucleotide messenger RNA. RefSeq lists its product as uncharacterized. Bases 1 to 561 code for a protein of 186 amino acids. NCBI's taxonomy places the organism in Eukaryota, Fungi, Ascomycota, Eurotiomycetes, Eurotiales, Aspergillaceae. The transcript has a single exon. The record is from RefSeq and is a predicted model, not a curated record.
AUGAACGCUGGAACUACGCAAAAAGCCCCCAAGACCCCAAAACCAACAGCCUCCGUGCCAAUUGUCCAAAAUAAACGCUGGCCCCCCAUGGCAAACCGAAAUGCCCUUCCCUACAAGCUCACACAUAUCUCGAAAGAGAAACUUGCCCGUGAAGCCACCGCACCAGAUCCCGAUCUCCGCCGCUGCGUGGCUCACUUCCGCCUGCACUGUGGUUCAGUCAUGUGGACCGAGAAUGAUAUGAAGUCUCGUAUCAGCUCAUUCGACUUCGAAGAUACCGAUGAGGAAGACGACAUGGAUGAAAUCAGCAACAAAGAACUCCCUGUCCUCAAGAACAGAGCCCCAUCCAACGAGUCUACAUCCGAAGUUACCGAACAAUUAUCAUACAAAUCAAAAUCAGAGCCCGUCGCAGAGCCCGUCGCUGUUGCGGCACCCCCGACAUCUCCAUCCACUGAAAAUUCUUCCGAGCAUGGUUUUUUGGAAAAGGGUCGCAAUUGUCUUGAGGCGACCUCCAAACACCUAUGGACAGGGGGCUCCUGCAUGGUUGCCCCAAUGGCGGGAUGA